Molecule: messenger RNA, 564 nt
Organism: Suillus plorans
Lineage: Eukaryota; Fungi; Basidiomycota; Agaricomycetes; Boletales; Suillaceae
Product: Alpha/Beta hydrolase protein
Exons: 2
Biological process (GO): proteolysis
Molecular function (GO): serine-type peptidase activity
Source: RefSeq, a predicted model, not a curated record
CAAGGAAACUGGGGUAUUACCGACGUGAGCGACUGCAUUGGCGCAAUCCAAUCACCUCCAAUCAGUUCCCUCAUCGACACCAAACGCACUGCGAUCCGGGGCGGGAGUGCGGGUGGGUUUACUACCCUUGCUGCCAUUUCCCUCGACUCCUCCGCAGCGAGCAAAGUGAAAUUCUUCGCAAGUGCCACGAACAGCUACGGAAUUUCAAACAUGGAGCUUUUUGCAGAAGACACGCACAAGUUCGAGCUCAUGUAUAUCAUAAAGCUUCUUGGUGGUACAAGGGAAGAGAUUCCGAAAGUUUGGCACGACCGGAGCCCGGUGUAUUUUUCUACGAACAUCAAAACCCCAUUACUCGUUCUUCAAGGCAAUGAUGAUGCAAUUGUUCCGCCCGCACAAUCCUGGACUAUUAUUGAUGGGAUCAUUAAAUCUAAAGGGCGUGUUGAGGCGCAUUUCUUCGAUGGCGAACAACAUGGGUGGCGCACAUCAGGGACGCUCAAGAAGGCGAUUGAGUUCGAGAGGGAAUGGUACGAGAAGAGCAUGGUGAGACCCACUGUAGCAACUUGA